This is a messenger RNA of Trichoderma harzianum CBS 226.95, 1091 nucleotides long. RefSeq lists its product as hypothetical. Bases 94 to 693 code for a protein of 199 amino acids. Gene Ontology annotation, biological process: secondary metabolite biosynthetic process. The transcript has 3 exons. Gene Ontology annotation, molecular function: FAD binding; monooxygenase activity. Lineage: Eukaryota; Fungi; Ascomycota; Sordariomycetes; Hypocreales; Hypocreaceae. The record is from RefSeq and is a predicted model, not a curated record.
UUUGGCUUCUUUCUUUAACUCAAUCAACAAUCCAUUGUCCUCAUCGAGCUGAAUUAUACAAUCACUUCUUUUUUUUCAAUUUGAAACCUCAUCAUGUCUACAGCAACGCUUCAUGUUGGUAUCAUUGGCGGUGGAAUUGGGGGCUUAGCAGCAGCUAUUGCCAUAGAAAGAUCCGGCGCAAAGGUUACUCUGUUGGAGGCGGCGAAGGAAUUGGGAGAAAUUGGGGCAGGCAUACAGAUGUAUCCAAACAUUUCGCGUUUCCUUAUCCGAUGGGGUGUCAGUGAUAUCUUAGGUAGCCAACUUGUUACUCAUAAGUACUGUAACACUUGGUUUGGCUCAGAGCUUGUUGCCCACUCUGAUCCACAAUGGAUGGCGAAGGCCACGGGCUUCCCAUGGUGGGUCGUGCGCCGAGACCAUUUGCUCAGUGCUCUCAAAGAAUCUGCGGAGAAACACGGCGCGGAAGUUAUAAUUGCGACCAGAAUCGUUGAAAUUGAUGAUAGCGGCAAAAGAGUUGCUGUAACCUCAGAAGAUGGACGAAAAUUCUCUUUUGACUUUGUGGUAGGGGCUGAUGGGUUGAAAUCCAUCAUACGGAACCAUAUCCACCCUGGCGUCAUGCCGGUUGCGCCCUCCAAAUCGGCAGCAUACAUUGAGAAUGGGUUCUUUAUCUCUAUUAUCAGGUUCAGGUUCACUUGAAAGCAUGAAUUGAAGGAAAGGAAGAAAAUCCAGUGGCUACAACACUUGCCUUAGACAGUAGUGGCAAAUUGGAAACCCCCGGUCACAUUUCUUCUUGCGCGUUCGGCAAGUUUUGCACGACAAUGGCGAUUUCAUUCCUGAAGUUCUUACGAAAGUGAAUAAUUUAAUGAACAGUUGUAGGUCGAAUACGAUCACAGGAGCAACUGACUUACAUGCGAUUCUUAAGCAGAAAAUGAGAUGAAAUAAAUGGGCGGCACCCUCAUCAUUUCUAGGAACACAACGUAACACAGCUAUGUGCCGAGUGCCGAUACCAUACAAAAUGGCCCACUCGAUCCUUUACGCAGAUCGCUGUGGGUUGGAUAGGUUCGGCUACGGACCAAAUACUCCAGCUAGUCAAG